AAUAGGAUAAAAUAUUAAGAUGUAUUUCAUGAUUACUAGUUUUAUUUUUAGUCUGUGUUUUUCUAUUAUUUAAUCUGUGGACAUGUUAUCUGUAGACUGUAGAUUUUUGGUUGUCUAUGACUUGACUUUGACGUUUUUUUGGUACGAUGUAAUGGAGGGUUGUUGAAAUGUAUUUUUGAUAUGUAACCGGUGUCUGGGAAAUAAAUCGAUUGGGCGAAUUUGGCUUUUCAUUUACACCAUCCCCACAUAAUUUGGGGGCUCGUCCGGGAUACGGGAUGGUGGAAUAAAGAAAAAACAGACGAAGACUAUGAUGCCGGUGAUUUAACCUGAUUAAGAAUUUACGAAUUACGAACGAAGACUAAGAUUUAAAGAAGCUUAUGAUUAUACGAUUACGACUUGAAGACUAUAAAACUUUUUAUUUACAUUAUUCAACAUGCCGCCGAAACGAGUAAAAGAUGAUGAUGAUUGUGGUGAACCAUCGCCGCGUAUUUCCUUCAAUGACUUAGAGAAAUCAAUGACGCCAUUUUCGGGUGAUGAUGCCUAUGGCAUCGAAACAUUCGUAAAAGAUUUUGAAGAUAUUUCCUCUUUAAUGCAAUGGGGCGAAAUAGAAAAACUCAUAUUUUCGAAGCGGCUUCUCGCGGGAACCGCCAAGCUAUUUUUACGUUCACUAAGUGGGACCACCACGUGGGAUACACUUAAGUCUGAGCUCCGUGAGGAAUUUGGUAAGAAGUUGAACAGUGCAACUGUUCACAAGAGACUUUCAACUCGCCGGAUGAAGAUGAAUGAGACUCAUCAGCAAUAUUUUUUACAUAUGAAGGAACUUGCAGUACUUGGGAAUGUUGAAGAUGAAGCCCUGAUGGAAUAUGUCAUCGACGGUAUUAAAGACAGUGAGUCCAACAAAAAUAUUUUAUAUGGCGCUUGUAACAUUAAAGAAUUCAGAAAGAAAUUAGACAUUUAUUCAGAAAUUAAGAAAAAAUCAUAUUCACCUAAUAAGAUUCAAAGUAAUUCAGUAUCAAAGUCCAUUGGCAUGAAAAUUCAAAAAACACUACGAGUAAAGAGAUGUUUCAAUUGUGGAGAUUUAGAUCAUGAGUCGCCUAAUUGUACUAAAGGCAUUAAAUGUUUUAAAUGCAACUUGUUUGGCCAUAAAUCAACUGAAUGUUCUAAAAGUAUAAAAAAGAGUUUGGAAAUUAUGUCAACUAAAAAUAAUAUUGAUGUGAGACCUUUCAAGAAGCUGAAAAUAAAUAAUAUUGAUGUAGAAGCCCUGAUUGAUACCGGAAGCGAUGCUAAUUUAAUAAUUAUGUCUUAUUUUAGGAAGAUUCAAGGUGAAAAAUUGUUAUCUUAUAGUUCAGGAACAACAGAAACUUUAACUGGAAUAGCUGAAAAGGAAAUUUAUACAAAAGGAUCUUUCACAGCAAAAAUUGAAAUUGAUGAUUGUUAUUUUGAAACUUUAUUUUAUGUUGUUGAUGAUGGCGCUAUCCCUGUCAACAUUAUAUUAGGAAAUCCUGUACUGAAAGAAGUAGAAAUCAAUUUUAAAUCUGGAACUAUCACUGCAACAAGAAUAUUACACCUUACAAUGCUAGAGAAUGAAAAUGAAGAUAUCACAAAUAUUGAAAACAAAGAAUAUAAGAAUAAAAUACAGAAUAUUAUAAAAGAAUAUAACCCCAAAAGAUGUACUAAAGCAUCAAAUGUAAAACUUAAAAUAUUAUUAACCGAUGAUGUACCAGUUUAUCAGAAUCCACGACGAUUGUCACCUUUGGAGCUUAACAUUGUUGACAAACAGAUUAAAGAAUGGCUUGAUGAAGGAAUAAUAAAAACAAAAGGUGAAAUUAAACCUUCAGUGGAGAAAAUUGCCGCUGUAGAACAUUUUCAGACUCCUCACAAUAUAAAGUCACUUCAAAGUUUCCUCGGACUAACAGGUUAUUUUAGAAAGUUUAUAAAGGAUUAUUCUUUAAUAGCAAAACCUCUGACUGAUUUACUAAAGAAAGACUGCUCCGCCUUGACUAUGACAUUGCAGAAAAAAGACUUACCUCCGAGAGUAGCUCGCUGGGCGCUCUUACUUGAAGAAUAUGACUACACGAUUGAACAUCGGCCUGCAGCAAGGAUGAAACAUGCAGAUGCUCUCAGCCGACAGCCUAUAAAGAAUAUAAUUGUACUUACCGAUACCGCAGCACGCCUGCGAAGAGCUCAAGAUGAUGAUCUGCAAAUAAAACUAAUAAAGAAAGUAUUAGAAAAGGAAUCUUAUGAUGACUAUGUUUUAGAGAAUGGAAUGUUAUGGAAGAUUAAGGAUGGAAAUAAAUUAAUGGUUGUACCUAAGAAAAUGCAAAAUGAAAUUAUAAGAAAACAUCAUGAAAACGGACAUUUUGGUUGUGUUAAAACUGAGGAAUUAAUAAAUAGAAAUUAUUAUAUAGAGAAUUUAAAGGAAAAGAUUAAAACAAACAUUGAUAAUUGCGUGGAAUGUAUACUUAAUUCAAAUAAAAGAGGAAAGAAGGAGGGAUUUCUACAUGUAAUAGAUAAAGGAGAUUUACCAUUGUCUACUUACCAUAUUGAUCAUUUAGGACCGUUGACAUCCACCAAUAAAAAUUAUAAAUACAUUCUUACCGUUGUAGAUGGAUUCACAAAGUUUACAUGGAUUUAUCCGACAAAGACACUAUCCACCAAUGAAGUAAUAGAUAAAUUAAAUAUUCAACAACAGACGUUUGGCUCGCCGCAACGAAUCAUAAGCGAUCGCAACACUUCAUUUACAUCCAACAUGUUUAAAGAAUACUGCGAAGAAGAAGGAAUUAUGCAUCAUACAAUCACAACUGGUCAACCGAGAGGAAAUGGUCAAGUUGAGAGAAUACAUAGAAUUAUUAUUGAAGUUUUAAGCAAAUUAUCAUCAGACGAUCCUACAAAAUGGUAUAAACAUAUCAGUAAAUUGCAAAGAUGUUUGAAUAACACAUAUCAGAGAAGUAUAAAGAUGUCACCUUUCCAACUUUUAACAGGAAUCAAAAUGAAUGAUAAAGAUGAUGAUAUUUACAAUAAAAUACAAGAAGAGUUUCAGCAACAUUUUUACAACGACCGUGAAGAACUAAGAAGGAUGGCGAAAGCAAAUAUUCAGAAUAUACAGGAUGAAAACAUUAAAAAUUAUAAUAAAAGGAGAAAGAAGUCAAACAAUUACGAAGUAGGUGAUUUAGUAGCGAUUAAAAGGACACAAUUUGUACAAGGUUAUAAACUUUAUCCAAAAUACCUCGGCCCGUAUGAAGUUAUUGAGAAGAAGAGAAAUGAACGAUAUAAUUUAAGGAAGAUAGGUCAGGGUGAAGGCCCUCUGAGAACCUCAAGCUCAGCUGACAUGAUGAAGCCAUGGGUAGCGACUGUUGACUCAUCUGGGACAGAUGAUUCUGCAGGAUGACCGUGUGGGAAUAGGAUAAAAUAUUAAGAUGUAUUUCAUGA
Colias croceus (clouded yellow) is the source of this 3429-nucleotide messenger RNA. RefSeq lists its product as uncharacterized. Gene Ontology annotation, biological process: proteolysis; DNA integration. Bases 434 to 3388 code for a protein of 984 amino acids. The record is from RefSeq and is a predicted model, not a curated record. NCBI's taxonomy places the organism in Eukaryota, Metazoa, Arthropoda, Insecta, Lepidoptera, Pieridae. Gene Ontology annotation, molecular function: aspartic-type endopeptidase activity; zinc ion binding; nucleic acid binding. The transcript is spliced from 3 exons.